Messenger RNA from Prorocentrum cordatum, 422 nucleotides. The record is from the annotation of a GenBank genome assembly. Lineage: Eukaryota; Dinophyceae; Prorocentrales; Prorocentraceae.
CCGCAGGCGGGGCGCGCCUCCCCUGCGGGGGGCUGCGGCCCCGCCCCGCGCAGGGGGCGUGCGCGCGUCAAUGUAGCGGCGCGCCGGUUGGGUGGUGCCAGAACUCAGCGCGCGGCGGCUCCGCCGCUGGGCGGCGCUCGCGGGGGCGCCAUGGGCCCGGAGGCCGGGCGCACGGCCGGCGGCGGCGCCGCACCCCUGGUGCGGCUGGCGCUGGGCGGUGCCCUGCUGGCGGCGGCGGCGGAGGGGGGCGGACCCCUGGAGCUCAUGUCGGCGUACACCGUCGUGCACUUCAAGCGCCGCCACCGCCAGGCCCCCGCCGACAAGGGGGGCGGUGUCUCCGGCAGGGUGGACGAGAUGGUGCGGGAAAUGUGCAGGACGCGCCCCGACCACCCGCAGUGCGUGGCCUACGCCCGCGCGGAGGC